This is a messenger RNA of Hermetia illucens (black soldier fly), 632 nucleotides long. RefSeq names its product musculin (gene HLH54F). The record is from RefSeq and is a predicted model, not a curated record. NCBI's taxonomy places the organism in Eukaryota, Metazoa, Arthropoda, Insecta, Diptera, Stratiomyidae. Bases 173 to 631 code for a protein of 152 amino acids. Gene Ontology annotation, molecular function: protein dimerization activity; RNA polymerase II transcription regulatory region sequence-specific DNA binding; DNA-binding transcription factor activity, RNA polymerase II-specific. The transcript is spliced from 3 exons. Gene Ontology annotation, biological process: developmental process; regulation of transcription by RNA polymerase II.
CUGAAUACAUGCAGACUGCAGACCCUGUGUUGGCAUUGUUCCUGGAUUUCCUCCAGUUUUCCCUAGCCAACAGUUGGGAAAGAAAAGGUGUCCAAUAGUAUGAUCUUUUCAAGCGGGUUAAGUGGUGCGUUCUGCGGAAAUUGAAAAAGUGAAUGAAUUCAUCUGGAGGAAAAUGCCGCGAAGAAAAAGUUCGUCGAAUAGAAGUGAUUUUUCCGUCGAUAGUUUCGAUGAUGAUAUUAAUUCGUGCAACUCUCGUCUUAACCAAUCCCCUCAGCACAGAAAUGCCGCAAAUGCACGAGAGAGAGCAAGGAUGAGGGUCCUUUCAAAGGCCUUUUGUCGCCUCAAAGCGAAGCUGCCAAAUAUACCAGCUGAUACAAAGCUAUCGAAAUUAGACACAUUACGGCUAGCUAUAAUUUAUAUUCAACAAUUGAAGGCGCUGUUGGAUGGGGAACCGGCGGAUAUUUUAAUCGACUGUCAAAACUUGAUGUGGCCGCUAAUUCUGCAGCACAAACAAGACUUUCGAUCAGCUACCAAUUGCAAUCGCGGUACCACUGAUAAAGUUUAUCUAAAAAUGGGAAAUCUCGACAAUAUGAAUGUUUUACAUAAAGUAUUCCAAGAGUGUUAUUUGUAGU